Molecule: messenger RNA, 193 nt
Organism: Racocetra persica
Lineage: Eukaryota; Fungi; Glomeromycota; Glomeromycetes; Diversisporales; Gigasporaceae
Source: the annotation of a GenBank genome assembly
UAUGAUAGUUGUAGAGAAAAUGAUGAAAUAUUAGAAAAUCUGGAAAUCACAGAACAAGAUAUAGUUAACAUAGAUACUGUAGCCUCUGGCUAUCAUUCAGAAGUCUCAGAUAUAUUUGAUAAGGACUUGCAAACCUUGAAAGAGUCAGCAAGAAAAAGCACUAAAUGUGCAAAAGAUACCUCUUCAAAAACUG